GGCAGUCCCAGUCUAUGCUGGGGAAGUUAAAGUCACCUACGACGAGAAGUCAUUUUUACAGCGGAGCACAAUCUCUUAGCAUAGUUAUUCUUCGAAUUGCUGUUCACUAUUUGGGGGCAUUUAAUACAAUCCCUGUCUCAGGACUGACGAGGCUGCUCGCUGCGAAUCACUAAUUGCUCAUCUAGCUUCUCUCGAUUGCCGCGGCGACAGGUUAUUUUUGGGCGCUAUCGCUAGGAUUUCGCUGUGCGGCCGCAGAGGGCGUAGGAAGCGGAGUCGCGCUCGACAGGAGAGCCAGUCCAAGCGGCGAAUCUCGGCUCAGGUCGCUGCGAGACGGGCGGUGGCGCAGCUUCCCCAACAUUUCCUGCCAUCUUCAAAGAUAUUUUGAGCAUAUAUCCCAUCUGUUUUUGCAUCCUUAUUUAAGUUGUAUUGCUUUAAUAGGGGUGCAAGAACAGAUCUGUGUACAGCUGCUCAUUUUGCCAGAUGACAUGGGCCAUCCUGAUAUCUCUUGCAUCCAUUUCAUUCCUUGCUACACACCCUCAGCUUCAUUUUAUUUGGAAUUCUACUCCACACCUCGAAUAUCAUCUAAUAUAUGCCAACAAGAAUGGUGGUCUAGUAAUUCUGUCCAAAAAGCUUGCAAUCUUUGGAGGAAUCCAAAGCAGUGACCAUGGCACUGGGGACGGCGUGGAAACAGAUGUCUUGGCUAUACUAUCAGUACUUGUUGGUUACAGCACUAUAUAUGCUUGAACCAUGGGAAAGGACCAUAUUCAACUCCCUAUUGAUAUCUAUUGUUGGGAUGGCAGUGUACACAGGUUAUGUAUUCAUGCCUCAGCACAUUAUGGCAAUAUUGCACUACUUUGAGAUUGUACCAUGACUGCCUUAAGCCUGGACCAAGGACCGGAAGUACACAAGGGAGUAGGAAGAUCUCUAUUUAGUAACUGCACUAAGAAUGUUGGUGAAGAUCAGCUUGAAUGGAUUAUAAAACUAGAAGCUUGCAACCAAAAUAGAAUGGAGUGUAUUUCAUGGUUUUGUAUUUAUUGUUUUAAUAUACAUUCUUUCAACAUUAAACUGCCCUUGUUAACCUAGUUAAUGUAUUUACUGAUAACAGUACUUGCCUUUUUUUACAGUGUGCAUAUUGCACUGUGAAUGCAUUAUUGUAUCUUUAUAUAAAUGUCACUAUUGUAAAAUGUGAUACAUGUAAUUCAACUAUAUCUUGGAUCUCAUUAAUUAAAUAUUUGGUAAAAUGCCAUAUUUGAUAAUAUAUCAAAGUCUGAGAAUUUAAAUUUUUAACUUUUUUGAAUUUUUUGGCACCUAGUUGGAAUUUCAUGAGAUGCAUAUUUUGAAGUAUCAUUUUUAAUACCAUUUAAAAAUGACCACCUGUAAGGACUUGUAUAGAUGUCAUAUUUUUGGUGUCCUAAAAUUAAAUAGAAAAUUCCUAUGA
Hypanus sabinus (Atlantic stingray) is the source of this 1438-nucleotide messenger RNA. RefSeq names its product serine palmitoyltransferase, small subunit A (gene sptssa). The transcript is spliced from 4 exons. Gene Ontology annotation, biological process: ceramide biosynthetic process. The record is from RefSeq and is a predicted model, not a curated record. Gene Ontology annotation, molecular function: serine C-palmitoyltransferase activity. Bases 665 to 871 code for a protein of 68 amino acids. Lineage: Eukaryota; Metazoa; Chordata; Chondrichthyes; Myliobatiformes; Dasyatidae. Gene Ontology annotation, cellular component: serine palmitoyltransferase complex.